UGCGCCUCCAAACGCCAGAUGUGUCUGCUUUUACUCGUGAUUAGUGUUGCUACCACUUCGUAUACCAUUCCAGCAGGUGCGUUUGUAUUAGAUACGGUUAAAAAUUGAAGUAGAACAAGUGAUUUUUAAGUUGACGUUUAUUCACUUAUUAAGAAUAAUUAAUGGAAAUUGACGUGAGAAGAAUGGAAGUACAAGAUUUGCCUCAACAUUCCAAAAUCGAUGAAUAUUCAGAAAAUCUUAAUGUAGAAAAAGCUGAAGAUGAGCCUUCACAAUUGGAGAGUUGUGAUAGUUCAGAAAAAAAUGAUGAUGAUCAUGAUGAAAGUGAGAAAUCGGAUAAGCCUACGACAAAAUUAAAACCAUUUCGAAUUGAAGAUGAAACUCCAAGAUUAACAGAUGAAGAUGGUUGGUUGGAUAUAUUGGGAAGUAAUGAUCUAAAGAAGAGAGUAAUAGAGUCAGGGGUAGGAUUGGAAAGUAGACCACAACGAGGUGAUUGGAUUGUUAUUGAUGCCACGGGAGAAUUAGAAGAUGGUACUGUAGUGGAAAAGUAUGAUAAUAUGACAAUAAUAGUAGGAGAUUCGGAUAUUGUUCAGGGUCUUGAUUUGACGGUGACAUUAAUGGAGAAAGGUGAACUUGCCGAAGUUAUCAUUCCUGCCAGAUUAGCUUAUGGAGAGCAAGGGAAACUUCCAGAAAUUCCACCAAAUUCUGUCAUAAAUUAUAAAAUACGGUUAGUGGACGUCAGAUCAGAAGAAGAAGAAAAUUUAAGUGUCAAUCAAAGAAUUCAAAUUGGAGAUGAGAAAAGAGACAGGGGUAACUUUUGGUAUGAACGAGGUGAUUUUUCUACAGCUGUACAUUGUUAUAGAAGAGCAUUAGAUUUUCUUGAUUAUGAAGAAGGUCAGAAUUUUCAAAAACCAACUGAUGAUGAGUUUAAAAAAUUAGUAAGUAUAAGAAUUAAAGUUUAUAAUAAUCUUGCUGCAGCUCAGUUGAAAAUGGAUGCAUAUGAAGCUGCUAUUAAAUCUGUUAACAAUGUAUUAGCAAUUGAACCAAAAAAUGUAAAAGCUCUUUUUAGGAAAGGAAAGAUAUUAGCAGCUCGAGGACAAUUAGAUGAAGCUAUUGAUGUUAUGAAACAAGCAUUACAAAUAGAACCUGAAAGAAAGAUAAUCCAUCAAGAAUUAUCUAAAUUAACUUCAAAAAGGAAACAGGAAGAAACACAAGCAAAAGCAAUGUAUAAAAGAAUGUUUAAAUGUAAUAUGGAACCCCAAACAAAAUCCAAAGUUAAAAAGUCUUGGGUUUCUUCCAACUGGAGUAUGGUACUAGGUGGUAUUUUCACAAUUGUAUGUGGUAUUGCAGUUUAUAAGCAUUUUAAUUCUUCAGAAUAAUUUGCACAAAUUGUAUAAGUUUUAUACAAAUUUAUUAAAUAAAUAUUUGACCUACAUUAAUUAAUAAUCUAAAUUUUUCAAAUUUAAUCAUGUAAAAAUUGGAAAUAAAACUUGAUUAUAAAAUUAGUAAAUAUUGAUUUUGAAAAGAAUUAAAAUGCUUUAAAUAACAUUUCUUAAGUGUAAUUAAUACCAUGUUUAUACGAAAUAGACUUGGUGGUGAUAAUUGAUUAAGUGCACGUGAUUUAGUUGGGAUAUUUGAUCAUUCUUACAUUAAUCUCUUUUAUAUCUGUUUAUCACAUUUGAGAAAGAUGAUAAGCAAUGUCAAUUUCUUAUAUAAUUUUGAAAAUAAAAUAUUUUAGAUAAAUUUGUACUAGAUAUAAUUAACAGAUUUCAUACUCAGAUUUUUAACUUAUAAAAAAAAUAUUUAAAACAUUACUAAGAAUUCAUGAUAUCCCAAGUUUUCAAUUAUCAAAAUGUUUAAACUUUGUUAUGUUUGAAGAAUAAAAGUUAAAUCAAUAAUAAUAAAAGGAUAUUUAUAAUAAUUGGAAUGUAGAAA
Molecule: messenger RNA, 1932 nt
Organism: Centruroides sculpturatus (bark scorpion)
Lineage: Eukaryota; Metazoa; Arthropoda; Arachnida; Scorpiones; Buthidae
Product: peptidyl-prolyl cis-trans isomerase FKBP8-like
Exons: 2
Coding region: 162-1376 (404 amino acids)
Molecular function (GO): peptidyl-prolyl cis-trans isomerase activity; protein binding
Source: RefSeq, a predicted model, not a curated record